CCCUUAUUAUAUUCCAUCAUAAUUACAGUAGUUAACCAAAAAAAUUAAAAAAAUAACCAGGCGAUGCUUUGAAUGGCACCGGCGAAGAAGGGGAAAUCGAAGGCCAACAACACAGCCAAUUCAAAACCAUCAGAUACUGAAAACAAUAAUUUCCCAUCGUGUAUUCGGUUAAUCUCUCCCUCCUCCGUUGCGAUCACCAUCCACGCCAAGCCGGGCUCUAAAUCCGCUUCCAUAACCGAUUUCAGCGAUGAAGCGUUAGGAGUGCAAAUAGACGCACCUGCCAAAGACGGAGAAGCUAACGCCGCCCUCCUUGAUUUCAUGAGCACUGUGUUAGGUGUGAAAAGAAGGCAGGUAUCAAUACGCUCUGGUUCUAAAUCGAGAGACAAGGUGGUGAUAGUGGAGGAGGUAACUCUACAGAGCGUUUUUGAUGCUCUGGGAAAAGCGUCAAAGUGCUAAUCAUGGUGGAGUGAUAAGAGAAUUAAUAUCUAUUUAUCAACUAUGGUUGAUCUCCUUGUAAGAAGGGCUUGAACAAGAGCUUGUUUCAUCCGCAUAUGCUAAUGAUUCGAGGUAUUUAGUAUAGCUUUUCUUGCAUCUUCUUUGUCACUAAGGGUUGAGUACUUCCUCAUUUUGACUUGCAAAUUACAGAAAUUAGUUCGUAGUUCUCUUUGUGAUUUUACUUGUUAAAAUGAAUGGUGUUCUGUGUAAAUGUUGUUCUUACUGGUUUUUGUUGAUCUUUCAACAUAUUAGUCAUUGUUCCUUGCUAGCUUUGUAUUCUGAGUAUAUCAAUAUGCUACUAGAAUUUUAUUGUAUUUUUUACAGAUAAUUUAAUCCCUCAAGACCA
Molecule: messenger RNA, 841 nt
Organism: Ricinus communis (castor bean)
Lineage: Eukaryota; Viridiplantae; Streptophyta; Magnoliopsida; Malpighiales; Euphorbiaceae
Product: UPF0235 protein LHK_03181
Exons: 3
Coding region: 73-456 (127 amino acids)
Source: RefSeq, a predicted model, not a curated record